Elaeis guineensis (African oil palm) is the source of this 1569-nucleotide messenger RNA. RefSeq names its product homeobox-leucine zipper protein HAT22. Gene Ontology annotation, biological process: regulation of DNA-templated transcription. Gene Ontology annotation, molecular function: DNA-binding transcription factor activity, RNA polymerase II-specific; sequence-specific DNA binding. The record is from RefSeq and is a predicted model, not a curated record. NCBI's taxonomy places the organism in Eukaryota, Viridiplantae, Streptophyta, Magnoliopsida, Arecales, Arecaceae.
AGAAGAAUAGGAGCCAACAUGAAGGGAAAAAUAGAGGGGAGAAACCACGUAUAUGAGGCAAAAGGUGGGUGGGGUGGGUGUGGGUAGAGGAGGCAAAAUCACACCCUUGGUGUGUUCGUACCCUUCCACAAAUCCUCAUGUGAAUCCACGUACUCAUCUCCCCUCACCUUCCCAUCCAAUGGGCGAGUCUUGGACACCCUUUUUCUUCUAGUAUAAUUAGGAGAGUUAGGUUCCCUUGUCAACCUUUUUAGUGUAUGCGAGACAUAUCCUUGUAUAUAUCCCAUAUUCUCAUACUAAUUCCCUCAUAUCACCCAAUUCAUUUCCCUCACUCAUUCCUUCCUUCACUAACAAUCAUAGGCAUCAAACCUCUCCCACCCCCAGAAGCAAAUAUAUAGGCGAGAGACUCUCGAGGAGCUAGAAAUCUAAUAAGCCAGCAUGGAGAUGAGCCAAGACGAUAUGUGUGACACCGGCCUCGCCCUUGGGUUGGGCAUCCGUGGGAGGAGCAGCUCAUCUAGCGAUCUCCAUCACCGACAUGAGCCAUGGUCGACCUUCCCAUCAAUUACGAAGCCUUGCAAGCCAUCCCUCACCUUAGGCCUCUCCAGUGGUGUCUAUGGGGCGACUGCCGUGACGAAGGCCGAGUCUCACAAGACUUAUAACGAGGAGUUUACACCAGCACGGCUAUCUUCACCUCAUAGCACGCUCUCGUCGUUCUCCACUGCCUACCCUCCAAGCAUCAAGAGGGAGAAGGAUGCAGGGUCCGACGUGGGAGAGGUGGAGAGAGUCUUUUCACGGGCCAGCGAUGAAGAGGAGGAUGCUAGUGCUAGAAAGAAGCUUAGGCUUACGAAAGAGCAGUCUGCCCUCUUAGAGGAAAGGUUCAAGGAGCAUAGUACCCUAAAUCCAAAACAAAAGCAAGCUUUAGCCAAGCAAUUGCAUCUCCGGCCACGACAAGUGGAAGUAUGGUUUCAGAAUAGGAGAGCAAGGACUAAGCUGAAGCAGACUGAAGUCGAUUGUGAAAUCCUCAAACGGUGCUGCGAGACACUGACAGAUGAGAACAGGAGGCUAAAGAAGGAGCUGCAGGAGUUGAAGGCCCUCAAAUUUGCGUCGCCGCUCUACAUGCGGUUUCCUGCAGCCGCCCUCACGAUGUGCCCUUCAUGCGAGAGGGUUAGUGGUGCGUCCAAUGGCUCCUCCAAAGGCAGCGGUCCCGAACCUUUCAUGGUGGCCCAACCAAAACCUCAUUUGCUCAAUCCUUUCACCCAUUCAGCAGCAUGCUAGGAAAGAGGUUUUUAGUCACCACAUGAUAUGUAAUUAAUUCUCUCGCUUUUUCACCUGGUUUCUUCUUCUUCCUUCUUCUUCUUUGAUCAAGGAGAUAGAUCGUAGCGUAGAAGGAAAAGAAGAAUCUCAUGAUUUCCUGAUGUUCAAACACUUAUCUAAUUAUUAACCCAUCUCCUAGGUCGUCCAAUGUUCUUUUCUCUUAUCAGGUAUGUUAAUUAAUCAUUGUACAGGAGAAAAGAAAUCCCAUUGGCUCUUAGUGAUAAGAAAAGAAAUCUAUGCAUGAACCAUGGAAUUUUU